AUGCGUUCGCUUCGUCCAGGCGUGGCUACGAUUCAGCGGUGGUGCAGCACUACUACGUACGGAGAAGGUGUUGUUCCCCGGUCCCUGGGACGCGUGCUCCCAACUGUUCGGAAGACGCAUGCUGCGAUGUAUGCGAUGCGCGUUGUGCAGAUAGUCG
This is a messenger RNA of Colletotrichum abscissum, 157 nucleotides long. RefSeq lists its product as uncharacterized. Lineage: Eukaryota; Fungi; Ascomycota; Sordariomycetes; Glomerellales; Glomerellaceae. The record is from RefSeq and is a predicted model, not a curated record. The annotation marks the transcript as partial. The transcript has a single exon.